GUUGAAUUCACCCCUGACCAGAUUGAAGAAUUUAAGGAAGCAUUCUCACUCUUUGACCGGACUCCUAAAUCUGAGAUGAAAAUCACAUAUGCACAAUGUGGAGACGUCUUGAGAGCUUUGGGGCAGAAUCCCACCCAGGCUGAGGUCUUGAAAGUGCUUGGCAGGCCCAAACCAGAAGAGAUGAACUCCAAGAUGAUUGACUUUGAGACCUUCUUGCCCAUGCUCCAGCAUAUUGCUAAGACAAAAGAUACAGGCACCUAUGAAGACUUCGUGGAGGGUCUGCGUGUGUUUGACAAGGAGGGAAAUGGAACAGUGAUGGGAGCCGAACUUCGCCACGUUUUGGCUACACUGGGUGAGAGGCUGACUGAAGAGGAAGUUGAUAAGUUAAUGGCUGGUCAGGAAGAUGCCAAUGGCUGUAUCAACUAUGAAGCUUUUGUGAAGCAUAUCAUGGCUAACUGA
Molecule: messenger RNA, 459 nt
Organism: Nestor notabilis (Kea)
Lineage: Eukaryota; Metazoa; Chordata; Aves; Psittaciformes; Psittacidae
Gene: MYL3
Product: myosin, light chain 3, alkali; ventricular, skeletal, slow
Exons: 5
Cellular component (GO): myosin II complex
Molecular function (GO): calcium ion binding
Source: RefSeq, a predicted model, not a curated record